This is a messenger RNA of Striga hermonthica, 1035 nucleotides long. The record is from the annotation of a GenBank genome assembly. NCBI's taxonomy places the organism in Eukaryota, Viridiplantae, Streptophyta, Magnoliopsida, Lamiales, Orobanchaceae.
AUGGGCUCCCUCCCUCCGCCACUCUCAUUCCCCGAUGAACAAGACAAGAACCCAUCCAACCCGAAAUUGGACCAAACCCAUCUCCUCAACCUCUUCAAAUGCCAGCAGAACUACCUCAACCAUUUCUUCCAGAAUCUCGACCUCACGCAAACCCUAGCCUUCACUCAAACCCUCCUUGACGCCCGGGGCACAAUUUUCUUCACCGGCGUCGGCAAAUCGGGGUUCGUCGCGCAGAAGAUCUCGCAGACCCUCGUCUCCCUCGGCGUCAGAUCCGGGUUCCUCCCACCCGUCGACGCCCUCCACGGAGACAUCGGCAUUCUGUCUCCCGACGACCUGCUGGUGAUGUUCAGCAAGAGCGGAAACUCGGAGGAGCUGGUGAGGCUCGUGCCGUGCGCGAGAGCGAAGGGUUCGUACCUGAUAUCGGUGACGUCAGUGAGCCCUAACGCGCUGAUGAGGUCGUGCGAUCUGAAUGUGCAUUUGCCGCUGGAGCGCGAGCUGUGCCCGUUCGAUCUGGCGCCGGUGACGUCGACGGCGAUCCAGAUGGUGUUUGGGGAUACGGUGGCGAUCGCGCUCAUGGGGGCGAGGAAUCUGAGCAAGGAGGAGUAUGCGGCCAACCAUCCUGCCGGGAGAAUUGGAAAGAGCUUGAUUUUCAAGGUGAAGGAUCUUAUGAAGAAGAGAGGAGAGCUUCCAGUUUGUCGGGAACGAGAUAUGAUCAUGGAUCAGCUGGUAGAGCUAACCAGCAAAGGGUGUGGAUGCCUUCUUGUUAUAGAUGACGAGUAUCGUUUGCUUGGUACAUUUACUGAUGGUGAUUUGAGGCGUACACUGAAAGCUAGUGGUGAGGGGAUUUUCAAGCUCACAGUGGGUGAGAUGUGUAACAGGAACCCAAGGACAAUAAGUCCCGAUGCAAUGGCAGUCGAAGCUAUGCAAAAGAUGGAAGCCCCACCAUCUCCGGUUCAGUUCUUGCCUGUCAUCAAUGACCAAAAUGUCCUCAUUGGCAUCGUUACAUUGCAUGGCUUGGUCUCUGCUGGCCUUUGA